UGUACCUACCAUCAGAGAGCGUAUCUUGUUAUCAUGAUAAACUGUCAGAAACUGUGCAUUAAAUCUUUCGGUUUCUAGUUUCGGAGAAGUUCUUUCGCUAAAAUAUGUCAUCACCUUUUCCUGUCGUCCUAACAGGACGGACACUAGGAGACCGGCAUCGACAGUUGAAUGCUCUAGUUGAAGAAGCCUUCAAACAAAACUUGGAGUUCGACAGCCUUAAAGAUGCUCGUGAAACAUCUUCACUUGACAGACUUUUCAAGAUAGACCUUGCAUCCAAAUAUCGACGGGUCGAUUAUAUCAUAAUUACUCUAAAAGAUGAUGACAUGUUAUAUGUUAGCAGAGCUUUAAAAUCCAGAUGGCUUUUAGAACCAAAAUAUACCAAUAUCAUCAACCCGGAAUACUUACAAGAAGUAGUCUUCCCUGAAAUGUUGACCACUUCCGUUAGCAAAAUGAAACAAUGGCUUCACUUGCAUCUUCGUGACCCUCAGAGAUGUCAAAAAUUCUACGAAUACUUCGCGGCGAAAAAAGACGAUUCAGCUAUGAGCUUUCUCUGGCAUUGUUCCAAUGAAUUCAUUUUGAAUGAAGUUGAAAAUUUACUGACGAAAUUAACACCACAUCAACUUAAGUUAAUGGCAGAGAAGUGUCCGCAGGUAGCCAAAUUAUACUUCGACUCGUUAAGUUGUAACAGAGAUCUUAUUAAGGUUUAUAGCAAAAAUGAGUCUAAAUAUUACAAUAGCUUGAAAUGUCUUCUUAAAACAGAUCCUGAUCUAUUUCUGGACAUCACAGAAAAAUAUUUCAACAUUCACAGUUUUAAAAGGCUCAGCUCAAGUGCGACAAAAUUCAUUAUGAAAAAUCAUAAAAUCAGGUUUAUGAAUAAGAUGGAACUGUAUACAGCUUUUUUGCUAAACGUCCAAACAUUGGCUGCAUAUUUAGAUAGUGGUGAAAUUAAAGUCCUUAUUACUAAGCUCGCAGAGGCUGAUUAUCUCAAUUGGUUCUCAUAUAAAAAUGUGGAACCCCUUUUAAAGAAGCUUCAAAGAAAUGAUAGAGUGCAAUUCAAAAAACAAAUAUUUGUCGAUAAAUGUAUCGGCCAAAAAAUAAAACACUGGCCUUAUGAGAUACCUUCUACACCUCUGUUAGAUGAUUCAGAUAAAAUUAUAUCUCUCGACAAUACAUACGAUCCGGGAGACUAUGGCCUUGGCUCACGCUCAGGGUCACAUUUCCGUUACAUGCUAAAAAAGAGAAAAUUCGGAAAAUGGAAAAAUGUAAAAAGAGAAGGUUCCCUGGACAAGCUGUACAACCGCUUCCGGUUUCAAAAUUUUGAGCGUACCUUUCAUAUCCUCCGAAAAGAGAUACUGGCAACGAGUAACAUCCAAAAUCGCAUGCAGAUGUUACUGGUAUUGGUGAGUAAGAGCGGAGGUCGCGUAGAUACUGUGCACGAACUGUUAAAAUGGCUAAUUUUUCAUCACAGCAAUGAAGUUGUAACUCUUCGAGCGGCAGUCGUGCGCAGCCUUGUAAAACGUUCGGCGGUAUGGCGGGUACCUGACGAAUCAUGGCAAUUACUUUUACAGUUCGCAAGAGGAUUAGGUUUAGAUGGUUCUGACUCCGAAGCUGAUUGCGUAGAAGGCAUCCAUGCAGUAGUUCUUCGAAAUUUACUUUCUUCAAAGGAGAACACGCCUUCGGUUUUUGUGGCUUACCUCCGAUCCUUUUCAUCGUUUACUGAAUAUCCUUUAACUACAGGUGAAAAAUACAUUGUUAAACAGCUACUGCCUAAAAUUCUUCUAAACGCAUCGGAAGCGAAACUGGAUCAUGAUACAAGUGCUGCAUCAGAUCUUAUUUUAAAAAUCUUAGAUGUAAAACAAGCGCAUAAACUCUCAGCUGACUCGUUUCUUGAUAAUAUCUUGUCUACUGUUAAAAGACUCGCAGGAAAAGAUCCUGCAGCCUCAAAAGAACCAUUGCUUCGUUUGUAUAAUUCUCACACAGCCCGAAAACAUUUAAUUCGUGAGAAUUUUGAACUCGUACAAACCGAGGCAUCUUUUUUGAAUGUUCUACGUCAUGAACCCGAAUUAAUAACCGAUCAAAAAAUUCAUAAAAUUGCCGGAACUGAAUUUCAGCUGGACGGGUUUCUCCGCAAAUUGGCUAUAUUCUUUAACGAAGAAGGUGGUUUAUCUAAAAGGUUUGUAGAAAUAAUCGAUGGAGCGAUGAAAGAAAAGCCCCGAGUAAGUCUUGCACGACCUUUGGCUAUUUUAGCUGGAGCAUCAUUAACCCAGUACAUAAAAUAUUAUGAUGGAAAACCACGCAAAAGCAUUGAAAAACGUAUAGCUUGUAGCCUUAGAGCUAAUGCCCAUAUCGCACGUCCAAAGUUCGAUUUAGAUCGAUUCGGAUGGCGUGAGGCUGGAGUGAAGGCGGUUGCAAAUAAAAUUACGAUGUGUAGUGAUUCAGCUAUUCCCGCUGCAGUUGAAAACCUUUUACUUUGGAAACGUACUGAGAAACUUGCUUUAAAAUUAGGCAUCAGAGGAGGGAUUGAAGCCUCCGCAUUUUCAUGUGUAGCUAAGUCUAGGCCUACAGUUGCGCUCAAAGUGGCUUUACAAUAUAUUCGCAAUAAAACAGAUUGCUUUGAUUCAAGAGUGUGGGAUUCAGUGAAAAAUUUAAUUACAACGAUAGACCUAUCAUCACACAAAUAUUUACAAAAGACUCUAUCCAAGGUUGAUGCAAUGCCAAUUUCCUUGAGAGCAGAGUACGCAAUGUUGGUGUAUGAAGCGUUUAGAAAGAUUUCCUUUAACAAAGCUAUGCCUAUUCUGUGUCACAUUGAAAAUAUGCUACCUGUAAUAGAGCAAGAGUUUAUCGAGAAAGUAAUUAAUAAAGAAUUACUUUCCAAAAAGUUCAAACUAGACGAAUCAGAUUCAGUAGAUAACUAUUACGAUAUGAACACAAUUAGUAUGUUCGUUAGAAUUAAUGCAAAAUAUUUGCUACUUUCUACAUCUGAAGAAGAGCAAAAAACAAAGAUGGAAAAAAUGGGAAAAUCGUUUCUGGAAACAUUGAAAUCACUAGAAACAGAAAAUACAAAGGAGAUUAUGACUUACUUAGAGGAAUUCAUAAAUGGGUUAAGAUACACAAGGGUUUAUAUGGACAAAUCAUAUGUGUCGUGUCUUCCGCUGCUAAAAGACAUAGCAAGAUGGAUGACCGAGUCAUUUCCCAUUCACUCCUAUUUCGGCAAAAACAUCAAUAUAACUUUCAAUAUAAUAUUAUUCAAUGCUAUUCGAAAGGUUAUGGAAUAUAAGCCAGAAGUGUUAUCGGAUCCUCCAAAAGUAACACGUGAAGGGUUACAAUAUAUUGGUAAAGAGUUUGGUAAGAUUAUUGUGGAAAAUAUCAACAUGAUGAAGGGGGAACUUUUUGCCUCGAUUGUGGAUUUGUAUUGGACUGCACUGAAUCUUUUUAUAAAUAAAUUUCUGGAAUAUAUUUCGAGACCUUCAUUCGGGAUGGCCGUAUGCAGGGGCAUCGUUGAGUGGGGUAGUGACAGCUCCUCUUAUUAUUUAGCGCAAAUGUUAUAUGAACAAUAUUUCAGUCAUACCUCUGGUGGUGAAAAUGAUGAUUUCAUAGAAAAGUUAAUUGAUGACCCUGAAACAUCAUUUUUCAUUAAUGACAGUUCUUUGUUUUAAAAACAGUUUUUUCUAACAUCAAUUAUGGAACUGCGUCAUCCUGACAAGUUCCAUAAUAAUAACUAAAAACUUUUUUUUUGCUGACUGUACAUGUACCUAGCAUAUAAAAUUAUAACAAAACUUUUAUUACUUUAUUAUUGAAGUUAACUAACUAAACUUUAACACAC
Messenger RNA from Ostrinia furnacalis (Asian corn borer), 3823 nucleotides. RefSeq lists its product as uncharacterized. The transcript has 2 exons. The record is from RefSeq and is a predicted model, not a curated record. Lineage: Eukaryota; Metazoa; Arthropoda; Insecta; Lepidoptera; Crambidae. The coding region runs from base 105 to 3656 and encodes 1183 amino acids.